This is a messenger RNA of Bactrocera oleae (olive fruit fly), 6534 nucleotides long. The record is from RefSeq and is a predicted model, not a curated record. NCBI's taxonomy places the organism in Eukaryota, Metazoa, Arthropoda, Insecta, Diptera, Tephritidae.
GCAUUGGUGCACAACAUGUAUACGAUGCUACAGCUUCGUGGCUCGGCAAAAGACAAAUUCAGUUCAAAUUCAACUAGCGCCGGAAGUAGACGUGUAAGUUAACGAAGUGCUCAAGUGCUCAAGUGCCGCUGUAUUACGGUAUUACGGUGUAGCGGUGCGGUGCGAGACAUUUCGCUGCAAUUGGCAGUUUGAUUGCCUUCGCGUACGCUGUUUUGAAAAGCGAUGCGACGCGGCGGUUGGGUGUGUGUGUUUGUUUGUGUUUUUACAAAAUAUAGCGAUUUUCUCAUCUGUGUGUGAUAAAAUUGUAAAAGUUAAAAACUAAAAGCCAUACGAAAUGUCGUUAAUGUGUUGCUGAGGUGCAGCUGUGUGGAAAGUGCAUAUCGCGGCGACUGCAAAAGCCGAACGGCAAUCAAAUAAAGACGAGUUUACUGCUUCGAAAUGCACAGCUGCCCCAGUAAUGGUCGUGCUCGCCAAAUACCCAGGUUUUAUGUGUGUGUGUGGGUAGCGCGUUGCAACGUGAAGCAGUAAAGUGCAGUUAGUCGGUCUAACGGUGCACUUAAUUUUAUGCGCCAGCUGCCAACAACUCGCUAGCUCGCUCGCUGCCGGCAGUGUAACGCUUUAUGGGCAAGGAAGAAGUGAGUUUAGUGCGAAGGAAAAUGAAAACCGCAUAACUACGGUUAUGGGUCUGUGCCAACGUUGAUGUCUGAAAUGCGUGUCUGAUGCCACACAGAGACCGUUAUAUCUGCAUAUAUCAAAUUGCAAGCCACUCAUUAUGAGUUAUUUCAAAAAGUCGCCAGCUAAAUUACAAUAAUCACUAUUAGUUAUCUGCAACAAAACAUAAUGAAAUGAAAAAAAGUUAAAAAAAAAAAAUCAUGCUCGUUAGUAAUAUCAACCACUUCCAACACAUAUCAAAACGACAUUAUCAGCAGCAAGCGACCUAAACAAAAUCUGCUCAAGUAACAAAAAAUUUACCAAAAUUAGAAAAACAAGAUAUAAUAAUAGCUUAGCCCGAAAUUAGUUGGCUAAUAUUGCAUUUGGAGGCAACGCAACGCGACGACGCCCAGCUGUUAAAAUGUUCAUAAUUACGGUCAUUAAGUUGCUGCUAAUUGCGCUGAACCUCUUUCCCAGCCGCUGGACAAAUCGGAAAGUGAUGUUCCUCAUCUAUCUCACAAAUCUGGUGACACAUGUGAUGAUGGAUGAGCCACGCUUCGCGCAACCGAUACCAAAUGUAACAGUUGCUGUUGGACGAGACGCCAAUCUGCCAUGUGUUGUUGAGCACUUGGGUGGUUACAAGGUCGCCUGGAUCCACAUUGAUCGCCAAAUGAUACUUACAAUACACAAACACGUCAUCUCGCGCAUACCACGCUAUACUAUUACUUACGAUAAUGCCAACACGUGGUUGUUGCAUGUGAAUCAAGCGCAUCAAGAUGAUCGUGGCUAUUAUAUGUGCCAAGUAAAUACGAAUCCUAUGAUAAGCCAAGUGGGCUACUUGCAGGUUGUGGUACCACCGAAUAUCUUAGACAUCGAAAGCACACCCUCAUCCGUGGCUGUGCGUGAAAAUCAAAAUAUUAAUAUGACUUGCCGUGCUGACGGCUUUCCUACACCGAAAAUUAUUUGGCGUCGCGAAGAUGGCGAGGAAAUUGCUGUCGAAAAGAAGAAGAAAGUUUUGGUCUACGAUGGCGAAGUUCUGCCCUUGACGAAAGUUAGCCGUAACGAAAUGGGCGCGUAUCUAUGUAUUGCCACCAAUGGUGUACCGCCCUCGGUGUCUAAACGGAUUAUACUGGAUGUUGAAUUUUCUCCUAUGAUUUGGGUACCAAAUCAGCUUGUUGGCGCACCAGCUGGCACCGAUGUCACAAUUGAUUGUCAUACGGAGGCACAUCCAAAAGCAAUAAUUUAUUGGGUAUACAACUCAGUCAUGGUGCUGCCAAGCAAAAAGUAUAAAACGGACUACACGGAGAAUUCCUACCGCGCUCACAUGAAACUGACAAUAAGAAAUUUACAAUAUGGUGACUUUGGCAACUAUCGGUGCAUAUCUAAGAACUCGCUCGGUGAAACGGAAGGAUCUAUACGUGUUUACGAAAUUCCACUACCAUCGACGCCUUCAAAGCAAGUCACACACACCACAAUUGAGACCAGAGAAAACAAUAUCAUACCCACGCGCAAUGGCUCCAUAAAUGCUAUACAAAAGGACAUAUCUUUGAUGAAAGCGGAUUUGCUGGGUAGUGGCGCAUCAUCGGCUUCCUCUUCACAUUCCGCCACUGCAUCUAUUUCGGGAGGAAAUGGAAAUAGUCUGUCGGCGCUGGGGGGUUCCGGUAUAAAUUCCAUCGAUCGAAAGGGUACGCUGGCUAUCGGCAAAAGUAUGUACUAUACAGAGCAGCCACCGAAGCAGUUGGAUGGAUCAGCGGCUGGCACCUUACACAAAUCACCAAGCAACUUCUAUUUGUGUAGAUUUGCGUUAAUAUUCUUAUUGUUAAGAAAUCAAUCAUAAAAUUUAUGGUGUUAUGGGUAUUCAAAUAAUUAACAAAAUAUAACGAAUAAACAUAUGAAAAAAUUAGAUGUAAAAUAAUUGUAAAAUAUGACAUAUUAAAUAUUUACUAUUGAUAUAAAGAACUAAAAUCAAGUUAAAGAGUUGGCUAUGAUAUAAUUUAAUUUAAAACAUAAAAUAUGUAUAAUUAUAUUUUUGUGUGAACGCAGUUUUCGAUAAGAGAGUAUCAGUUGAGUAAAAAGGAAAUUAUGAAGCGCUUUUUUUUAAAGUUAAAGAACUAUUCUCCAAUUAGUAAUAAUGAUUUAAGAAGUUCAAAAAUGUACCACAAAGAUAGUUAAACCUAAGCAUUGACACGCUUCAUGCCCAAAACAUUAACCAAAAUGUCUUGAGUCAAGCCAGGAGAGGUAUUUAGAUGUUCUGACAUCUCUCUGAUGCCAUCCUGACGAGUUUCAAGCACUGUUUCUUUAACUUUUUCGAUGUUAUUGUCUUAAACAUGAUCAUGAGAUGGAUCAUUCGCACGAGAAAAUGCUUUAUGCCACUCAAAUAACUCAGUUCGGGAUAAAGUAGACUCCUCAAAAAUUUCUGCAACAAUUUCAACGAUGCCGUAGCCGCGAUUGGAAAUAUAAAAUUGCAUUUUCGUUGUUAAAUUUUUUCCAUUAUAAAAAUCCUCAGUCAAACUUUUUAUGUCGUUCACAAACCGCUACCAAGCACACACUAAUUGACACAUGUAGAACAAACUUCACACAAACAUAAAAAAUGUUUGUGGCAUUAUAUGAUUUUUUUAUCGAUUCGGCUUGCGACCAACAAUUUGAAUUGACCAAUCCGGUUCAAAUUUGAUAUUCUUCGGCAGGCUUUAGUAAUAUGAAACUAUAUCACGUUCAGGAAAUCUAUUAAGUUUUAAAAUGUUUUUUGUUUCAAAAUAAUUUUUCUAUUUAACGCUGAUUUCGUUUCAUGAUUUCGCUAAUUAUUUCACUCAUCAGCUAAAGCUUAACUACCUGAACAAUUAGAACCACUCAACAUUUCUGAAUUAAAAAUUCAAUUUAUUUUAUUUAACUUAAAGUACUUAUUCUAAAACUUUAUACUAAUUAAGCCGUUUAUAUGAUUUUCAGUAAAAAACUUUAUGAAGAAUAGUGUCAGUUGCGACCUUAAAUUCUAUGAUAGAAUAUACAGUGUCGAAGUGAUUUUACACUUCAACCCAUAACAGUUAAAAAUCUAUUUCAAUAAAUUCCAAAAAAAAAGUCUGACUAAACUAAUUCAAGCCUUCAUUAAGUUCUCUAAAUGAGCUAUUCGCUCUGAUGAAUUUCGCUCUAUCCAACUCACUCACACCACGUGAACACAAGGCGUGGCAAUAACUCGUUUGCUCAGUAUUUGAAAAUGUUAAGCAAAAUUAUAAUCAUAAGCUGCUUAAUUUCAUAAAUAGUUUAAACAUAUAUCAAAUUAAUGACAGACUCUGUAUAUAGACUUUGAAAACGCAUAAAUGUUAUAAGCAUAUACAAGUACAUAUAAAAAUAAUAGUACAUAUAUGUAUGCAUGUAAGCAAAGCUUAUCUGUUAAAUUUAUAGCAUAUAUGUAUUUAUAAAGCAACGAUAUGUACGUAUGUGUGUAAUUUAAUAUAUAAGCUAUAUCAUAUAGAAUUAACUAAAAGAUAAGCGAAUACUUUAUGUAAGCAUUUGAAAUACAUACAUGCAUAGGUGUAUGGUGGAAACAGUUUUCCUUAGACGGAAAACUCAAUAAUGCAAGCAGCAAGUUAGGCAAACUUUGUUUUGGCAAUUAUAUGCGAGACUUAUGUAGGUAAGAUUGUUAGAUAUGUACAUAUAUAGGUAUUACAAUUAAACUUUUUUGGUUUUAAUAUAGAGCUUAGUUCAUUGGAUUCUUUAUAGAUUGAUAAUUUUUUAAUAGGAAAGUUAAAAAUUAUAAAUUUUUUAUUUUAUCAUUUUUAAUACAGCACAGAGGCUUUAAUAAUCUUAUUAUUCGUUGUGAAAGUACAAAUUUUUGAUCAACUCUUGUUACAACUUCCCGAUAUCAUAUUGAGCACAUAAGAGGUAGACAUUGCUCAAUGCUUAAUUGUAGCUUUAAAGAAGUUUUCGCAACUUUAGAACUAAUUUUUUUGCAUUUAUCAUAGACUAAACCAUAGUUUUAAAUAGUGUAGAAAUUUAAAUUAUUUCGACAGGUUAGAUAUUCAAUAAUAUUUCCCGAAAAUUUACUUUAUAAUCAUGGCAACUCGGGCGGUUUAAUCUUAACAUAAAAAUGGAUGGUAAAAAUAGCAAUUGCUUUUUUAACAAUUUGCAAAAAAUGCUGGAAGUUCAGGUCACUAAAUAAGCAUGUAAAUUGCCUUAACGCUCCGGUCUCUUUAAGCGCAUGAACAGCAACUCCCGUUUGAGAUUAUGUACAACUUUGUGUAAUGAGGUCUGUUAUUUGGAUUAUAGCAAUCCGGCACUAUAUAUAAGAAUAUUUUUAAUAAAAGACCACAUAAAAUGGAAAUAUAUUUGAAAAUUUUCGCUUCCGAAAAUUGACAAUUUUUUGACUUUUUUUUUUGAAGUGAAAGCUUUAUAAAAAAUGUCUUCAAUUUUCAUUACAUAUUUCUUACUAAAGUUAUCACUUAUAUCUUCUGCCAAAAAUGUGUAAUGGGGAAAAAAGUUUCGGCGCAAGACUCUGCCGUUCUCCUCCGGAAAGCUAUCUUCUUAUAUUGAAUUUUCUACAAAUUACAUAUUUUUUUACACAACUACGGAAUUUUAACACUAGCAACUAUUGGCUUUUGUGAUUGCCAUUGAACAUUGAAAGAUUUUCAUAGCCUUUCCUCUGAUGGUUCUUGAUGUUAACUAAAAACGGGGAUGGAGCCUCUAACUACUCAACAGAUGAUCAAACACUGGAUGUCAAUAAGUCUAAGCAGUAGGUGCAGUAUAAGCUCUAAGAGGAAGAAAUUCAGUAAUCUGGAAAUUUAGUUUGUGUUUUCACUGUAGAGCAGUCUAAGCAGUAGGUGCAGUAUAAGCUCUAUGAAGAAGAAAUUCAGUAAUCUAGAAAUUUAGUUUGUGUUUCCACUGAGAGUAAUUUUAUUGACGGGGUUAUUAAAACCAAAUGUAGUCAUUGAUAUACAGGUUUACCAAAACUCAUGUUCACCAUACGCUUUUACUGUAUUGAAGGAAGUUAUUAUAAAGAAGUAUAAAGUCACCACCUUAAGAUCCGUAGCAAUAAACUGCAUUGUAUUUAUUUAUGCCUGUUAAGGUUUUCCUCACGAAGGCUACACUUAUCUUAUGCGAGUACGUUAAGGCAUCCUUUUAGAAAAUAUUUUAUUAAAUUUUCAUUUCACAAUUACCUGAUAAUUAAUUACACCACCUAGGGUUAUAUAAAUGUCAAUCGUUUUUUUUUAAUGCCUCACAGUGCUUUAACUUUUAUUCUGCUAUUAAUUAAAUUAAAUUAUUAUAAUUUUUGUUUUUUUUCAUGUCAAUACAAGCCAUUGAUUACCAUCACGAUUACCAUUAAUACAGCCGCUCUAAGAACAGCUCUCAAUACGACUAUUUGCGCUCACAGCGCAGAGAAUAUGAUAUCGGAAAAAUCGUUAUCUUUCGAUUGCAUUUCAGCUGUCGCCCUUUAAUGCUAAUUAAUUCUGGGCGCUCAGUUUUUUGAAUAAUGUUUUAAUUUGUUUUAAGUUUUAACAAAAUCAUACUUGACACCUUAAACAGACAUGUAAAUAUUUUUAGAGAUAACUACUGUAAAUAAAUAUAUCGUUAAGAUAAAUAAAUGAAACUAAAUUCGCAACGCUGCAAUCAUCAAUAAUAUAAAAUGAAGCAUUUAUAGCAAUUAGCAGGUGUACAAUAAAUUAAAUACUGCAUUUGAGGAAGCAAAAAAUGUAAAAAAGUUUCGUUAAUAUAUUAGCGCGUUAAGAGCAAAUGCUAAGCAAAAAAAAAAAUAGAAAAUGAUAAAUGCAAAAAUAACGGAAGAUUAAUUAAACAAAUUGAGGAUAAUAAGUUAUGUAUAUGCAAAUGUUAUUUAAGCGAUAAAUCAGAUAUGCAAUGUAGAUAAAAGCACGAACAAUAAAAACAAUGGCAAAA